Molecule: messenger RNA, 7458 nt
Organism: Marmota monax (woodchuck)
Lineage: Eukaryota; Metazoa; Chordata; Mammalia; Rodentia; Sciuridae
Gene: Herc3
Product: HECT and RLD domain containing E3 ubiquitin protein ligase 3
Exons: 23
Coding region: 106-2883 (925 amino acids)
Molecular function (GO): ubiquitin-protein transferase activity
Source: RefSeq, a predicted model, not a curated record
AGGAUCUGCGGAUUUUGGUAUCCUGGAGGUAUAGUGCUGGAACCAAUCCCUCACAGAUACUAAAGGAUAACUUCAUUUCAAAAUUGCUGAGAAAUUAAAAUUCUAAUGUUCUUACCACAAAAAUGGCUACAUGAUUCCCUAAGGAUAAGAACAAUGUUAUGCUGGGGAUAUUGGUCUCUGGGCCAACCAGGUAUCGGCACCAACCUGCAAGGAAUUGUGGCUGAGCCCCAGGUGUGUGGAUUCAUAUCAGACAGAAGUGUCAAGGAAGUGGCCUGUGGAGGAAACCACUCAGUGUUCCUGCUGGAGGAUGGAGAGGUGUACACAUGUGGCUUGAACACCAAGGGGCAGCUCGGCCAUGAGAGGGAAGGAAACAAGCCAGAACAAAUUGGAGCUCUGGCAGAUCAGCACAUUAUUCAUGUGGCAUGUGGAGAGUCCCACAAUCUGGCCCUUAGUGACCGGGGCCAGCUGUUCUCUUGGGGUGCAGGGAGUGAUGGUCAACUAGGACUCAUGACUACUGAGGAUUCUGUGGCAGUGCCCAGGUUAAUACAGAAGCUGAACCAACAGACAAUAUUACAAGUUUCCUGUGGCAACUGGCAUUGCUUGGCUCUUGCAGCAGAUGGCCAGUUCUUCACAUGGGGAAAGAACAGCCAUGGUCAGCUGGGGCUGGGGAAGGAGUUCCCUUCUCAAGCCAGCCCGCAGAGGGUGAGGUCCCUGGAGGGCAUCCCGUUGGCCCAGGUGGUUGCAGGAGGGGCUCACAGCUUUGCCCUAUCUCUCUCAGGAGCUGUUUUUGGCUGGGGGAUGAAUAAUGCAGGACAGCUAGGACUCAGUGAUGAAAAAGAUCGAGAGUCUCCUUGCCAUGUGAAACUUUUACGAACCCAGAAAGUUGUCUAUAUUAGUUGUGGAGAAGAACAUACAGCAGUCCUCACAAAGAGUGGAGGUGUGUUCACCUUUGGUGCUGGUUCUUGUGGGCAACUUGGACAUGACUCCAUGAAUGAUGAGGUUAAUCCAAGAAGAGUUCUAGAGCUGAUGGGCAGUGAAGUAACUCAGAUUGCUUGUGGCAGACAACACACUCUAGCCUUUGUGCCUUCUUCUGGACUCAUCUACGCAUUUGGUUGUGGAGCUAGAGGUCAACUAGGAACUGGACACACUUGUAACGUUAAGUGCCCAUCUCCUGUGAAGGGUUAUUGGGCUGCCCACAGUGGACAGCUUUCAGCCCGAGCCGAUCGCUUUAAAUAUCAUAUUGUUAAGCAGAUCUUCUCUGGAGGAGACCAAACUUUUGUACUCUGCUCCAAAUAUGAGAAUUCUUCUCCUGCUGUUGACUUUAGGACCAUGAACCAAGCACAUUAUACCAGUCUAAUAAAUGAUGAAACCAUAGCAGUUUGGAGACAAAAACUCUCAGAACACAACAAUGCAAAUACAAUCAAUGGCGUUGUUCAGAUAUUAUCUUCUGCAGCCUGUUGGAAUGGAAGUUUUCUUGAAAAAAAGAUUGAUGAACAUUUUAAAACAAGUCCCAAAAUCCCUGGGAUUGAUCUGAAUUCAACUAGGGUAUUAUUUGAGAAAUUAAUGAACUCUCAGCACUCCAUGAUUCUAGAACAGAUCUUAAACAGCUUUGAAAGUUGCCUGAUUCCCCAGUUGUCAAGUUCACCACCAGAUGUUGAAGCAAUGAGAAUCUACUUAAUACUACCUGAGUUUCCCCUACUCCAGGAUUCCAAGUAUUACAUAACGUUGACUAUUCCCUUGGCAAUGGCCAUUCUGCGACUGGAUACAAACCCUAGCAAAGUAUUAGAUAACUGGUGGUCUCAGGUAUGCCCAAAGUAUUUCAUGAAGCUGAUAAACCUCUAUAAAGGAGCAGUCCUUUAUCUACUGAGAGGGAGAAAGACAUUCUUAAUUCCUGUAUUGUUUAACAAUUAUAUUACAGCAGCUCUCAAGCUCUUGGAGAAAUUAUAUAAGGUAAAUCUUAAAGUGAAACAUGUGGAAUAUGAUGCAUUUUACAUUCCUGAGAUUUCCAGUCUCGUGGACAUUCAGGAAGACUACCUCAUGUGGUUCUUGCAUCAAGCAGGGAUGAAGGCUAGAUCAUCUAUAAUACAGGAUGCUGUAACACUUUGUUCAUAUCCUUUCAUUUUUGAUGCCCAAGCUAAGACCAAAAUGUUGCAAACUGAUGCUGAACUACAGAUGCAGGUGGCAGUCAAUGGAGCCAAUCUGCAGAACGUCUUCAUGCUUCUCACUCUGGAGCCUCUGCUGGCCAGAAGCCCCUUCCUGGUCCUUCACGUUCGCAGGAAUAACCUCGUUGGUGAUGCCCUAAGAGAGUUGAGCAUUCAUUCUGAUAUUGAUUUGAAAAAGCCUCUCAAAGUAAUCUUUGAUGGGGAAGAAGCAGUUGAUGCUGGUGGUGUUACAAAGGAGUUCUUUCUUUUGUUGUUAAAAGAACUUUUGAAUCCCAUCUAUGGAAUGUUUACCUACUAUCAGGAGUCACAUCUCUUGUGGUUUUCAGAUACAUGUUUUGUAGAGCACAACUGGUUUCACUUGAUUGGCAUAACCUGUGGACUAGCUAUCUACAACUCCACCGUGGUUGAUCUCCAUUUCCCGUUGGCUCUUUACAAAAAAUUACUGAACGUAAAACCUGGCUUGGAAGAUUUAAAGGAACUGUCACCCACUGAAGGAAGGAGUCUUCAAGAGCUUUUGGAUUACCCUGGUGAAGACGUUGAGGAAACUUUCUGCCUCAAUUUCACAAUCUGCCGAGAAAGCUAUGGAGUAAUUGAACAGAAGAAGCUGAUACCUGGGGGAGACAAAGUGACUGUGUGCAAGGAUAACAGACAUUUCUUUGAAUCAACAGUUGAAUUGACUCAACAGUUGGAACACAAACUAUGCAGGAAUACUGAAAUAUAACAGUUUAUUUAGGGUGAUAAUCUCGUCUCAUGCAACCAUAAAUGGAACAUGAAGACUAAAUUGAGUGGUCAAAUCUGAAGGCGUUCAGAGAAUUCAACUUGAACAGAUGCAACUAGGAGAACAGAUUGGGGAUAGAGUUAGGUUUAGAAGCCUACUAAGAUUUGAAUGCUAGAAAGUAGAGAAAUGGACAUAAAAAUGAAAGCUUUGUAAAGUGAUGCAUAAAUCUGGGUUGCUAUUUUAAGCAGAGAACAGUAAGUUAGAGAUGGGUGUUGGGCAGGAACUUUACUGGCAAAAGCUUUAUUUGAACAACUGACAUUGGCUUAGCUGCAGGAUUAGAUUACAGAACUGAUAAUUAAAGAAAUGAGACUUCAUUCAGCAGAUAAUAAGAAGCCACCAUUAUUUGCUAAGCUUAGGUGUUACACUAUAAAACCUUGUCCAUGGAUCUUUUUUUCAAUCUCCACUAUUGCUGGCAUAUGUGUGGUCACGGACAUUGCUCAACUCUGCUUUCACUGACUCUGAGAAUUUAAAAAUUUUUUUUUUAUUAUUCGGUGCUGGGGGUUGAACCCAGGGGUUUGCACAUGCUAGGCUAUUUGUUUUGUUUUGUUUUGUUUUAAAUUCAGUGGAAUUAAUGAUCACUGGCCCAUCAUGUUAUUUAUUUAAAAGUCAUGCUGAUUUUCUUUUCUAUCCCUUUUUAGUUGUAUGCCUUUCAUUGACUUUAGAACUGCUCUUACAGAGCACCUAUGAUAAAGAUGUUCUGCUAACACAUAUGUUAUUUUAAUUAUAAUACAUAAAUAAUACAUAUUUUAAUUUAAAAAUUAUACAUAAAUCCAAAAGUACUUUUAAGGCAACAGAAAGAAAAAUAAGCUCAGUUUAACCUCUUGUACUCUCACAACACAGAUUACUUAUGUGACCCCAAAAGGUGUGGGGUUUUUGUCCCACUAGUAAGCAAGCAAGCAAGCAAUGAAUUCUGCAGCAUACCAGCUGAGCACUCUGUAAUCCAAGGAGAGAAUGUCAGAUCCCACAGGUUGGGGGGCUUCUCUGUCAGGUGCCAGUUGCAAGCCCCAGAUUGUUUUACUUGUACCCCUGACUGACUAGCUUAUAAGUCAAGGUUCCUACAACCUCCUACUUGGGUUCAAUUAAUUUACUUGAGCAAGUCAUAGAACUCAGAGAAACACAUAUGCACAUUUACUGAUUUAUUAUAAAGGAUGUUAGAAGGGAUAUAAAUGAAGAGAUGCAUAGGAUGAGGUGUGAGACACAGCGUGGAGCUCCCAUGUGUUCAACUGUCCAGAAGUUCUCUGAACCCUGUCCUUUUGGGUUUUGAUGGAGACUUCAUUUAUUUUAUUUAUUUAUUUUUAUAUGGUGCCGAGGACUGAACCUAGUGCCUUGCAUAUGCUGGGCGAGCACUCUUCUGCUGAGCCACAACCCCAGCCCUAAGACUUCAUUAUAUAAGCAUGACUGAAGCAUGGUCAACCAUGUAGAAAUGUGAUUGGAUAAAAAGGGUAUGAUUUCAUGCCAAGAGACUGAGUAGGGAAAUCCAGCAAGGCCCAUCUUCUUGCCUGUCUGAGCAAUAUUCCCUUCUUCCAGGAAUGGGGCAGGACCCUUUCUGGAAUCAGGGUCUUAUGAUUUACUAUCAGAUGAGUCAGAGGAUUUUUUCUUCCUUUUUUUGUUUUUGAGGCAGGGUCUCCCUGUGUUGUCUCGGUGGUCUCAACUCUUGAACUCAAGUGAUCUUCUUACUUUAUUGCUGUGAUUAUAAAUUUGCCGCAUCAUGGCCAUGUUUGUUUGUUUGUUUCUAAGAACCUGCCUUGGGAGACAGAAAUAAUUUCUUAGAUGGAAAAAGGGCAGGGGAGGGACUGUGACUGUGGCUCAGCCGUAGAGUGCUUGCCUUGCACUUGUGAGGCACUGGGUUCAAUCCUCAGCACCACAUAAAAAUAAAUAAAUAAAAUUUAUUUUUGUGUCCAUUAAAUAAGGAGGGGGGCAGGGGAAGGCCAGAGAGAGAUUUUUUUGUUCUAAGGCUUGUUUCUACAGACUAAAGCACUAUAACAUUGUGGUCUUUAACCUUUUUUCUCUAAAACUAUUCUGAAGCUGUGGCAGACCAAGGACAAAAGGAAAAAAUCUUUUAAUCUUAUAAUACUAGUUAUUUAGAAAAUAUCUAGGGCUAUGAGCACUAUACAGUGACUAUGAGCCAAAACCAAAAUAUAUAUAAGAUCACAAAAAGGAGCCCAUAUUAUUUAUCUUGUAUUAGAAAACUCCAUAUUUUUUUGUUACUGUGACUUACUAAGUAAUAGUUUUCGAAAGUUUUAAAAGUCUUUGUACAAUAAAAUAUGUGGUUAUGUUACAUAUUGCCAAGCAAAGUAGGGAUUCCCGAUACACUAUAUUUGAGAUUAACAUAUGGAACCACUUCUGUGUUAGGUAGAAAUUUAGGUUCUGGCUUUUCAGGGUCACUAGCACUCACUAAGCACACAGUGAGCUCAUCCAUACAGUGUUAGUCACUGUUUACUUGUUUCUGUGUCACUUGGUGACAGAUCCUGUGCUUUCAGUUAUCUGUUUAUCCUAGUCCAGAUUGCUGUAACAAAGUACCAUAGAUGGGGUGGUUUAUAAACAACAGAAAUGUGUUUCUCAUGGUUUUGGAGGCUGAAAGUCCAAAAAUCAUGGUGUCAACAUUGGUUACAUUCUAGUGAGGGUCCUCUUCGAAGGCCAACUACUUAUAUUCUUGAAUGGUGGAGGGCAGUGAGGGGACACAAGCUCUCAUGGCUCCUAUAAAUAGUCCCCUUCAGGAGGGUUCACCCUCAUGACUUUAUCUGAUCCACAUUACCUUCCAUAGGUUCCACUUUCUUACUACCAUCUCAUUGGAAGGCAGUGUUUCAACAUAUGAAUUUGGGAGUGGGGGCCACAAACAUUCAGCCCAUAAUACUGUUGAGCAGCUUCCAAGAAUCUAAUAUGGUUACUUCCACACUACUUAAUUCAGCUGUUUUCAUUAGUGGCAGCCAGAAGAAAAGACAUUUGAUUUUUAUCCCCAUUUCAUUUUAAGCUGCACAAAACACAUCUUAUCAGCAAAGUACCUUGAGAUCCUGGUAAGAAGGUUUAUGAAAUGAUAAAAGAUUAAUCGUUAUAGCUGCAUUCCUUUGCUUGCUAUAUGCCAUAAUCUUGUCACCAGGGGUCCUGUAUGAUAUGAAUAAGAUAAGAAAUGAAAAAACUAUAGGAAUAAUAUCUGUUGGAUUUUUAAUUUAGGCAUCUAUGUACACAGAUACUAUUGACAUUGAAGCUGUUUUCAUUAACAGUAAGAUAUUUGCUGUCAUGGCUGCCUUGGAGGGCAAUGCCGGAGGAAUACCAAUUGUGGAUCCAUAAUUUAUUUCAUUCUAUUUGGUCUUAAAAUUGCUUUCUAUCCUUGGACAAGAACUACACAGUCAAAUGAGUUAUAGACAACUGGGUAAAGGAAUAUCUGUGGUUGAUGCUGAUGUCUGCAUCAUAGCUAAAUCUUGCCACCGCUGUCUUCACAUCUGGAUAAUACUAUAUCACAAGACUACUCAUGUUUAAGUAUUUAUUAUAUGCUAUAUUGGUGUUAUUAACACUAAUUAAAAACUCACAUAUUGUUAUAAAUCCCCCCAAAUUUACUUUGAUUUGAUACGAUUAAAUUAAUCACAAUUGCUGUCCUUCUGUAUGUUCCCCUGUAUGAGGGAAGUGGGGGAAGAGCGACAAUAAACAGUAAAAGGACUAAACACUGAGAAAUGCUAGACUUAGUAAGGUAAAUGCUCCAUAGGGUACCUGUGAAUAAAACUUAACGCAUGACAAACACUUCUUUCUCCUUAAGAUCUGGGGCUAUAGCUCAGAGGUGGAGCACUUGCCUAGCCUGUGUGAAGCGCUAGGUUCGAUCAUCAGCACCCCAUAAAAAUAAAUAAAUAAAAUAAAGGUAUUGUGUCCAUCUACAACUAAAAAUAUUUUUUAAAAAUCUAUUGAGGUUAGAAUUCUGAUUAACUUCAGUUAACUUCUCAUGAUAGUAUAUGAGAGGUGCAGUCUUUAAAGUCUGCAUUACAUUUGUACUGGAUUGUUACAGGAACAGCAGAUAAUUGAGAUGCCAGUAACACUUCCUUAGUGCUUACCAUGUGUCAGGCACUAUUUUAAGUGUUUAACAGGUAAGCCUCCCCACUUCACAGAUGAGGAAACUGAGGCACAAAGAGGCAUAGGUUACUUGGUCAGGGUUACACAGCGGGAAGUCCAGGAUUCAAAACCAACUGUUCAGCUUAGUGCUCCCUGAGCAUCGGUGUACUACAACUGAGAGCCAGAGUUCCUGUAUCCUUCUCCCCCGGGAAGAAAAAUUAUUGUAAAGAGUUUGCUGUUUUACCAAGCAGGCUAUGUAAUUUUUUGAAAACAAGGUUGGCUUAGUUAAAACAUACUGUAUGUGUAUGAAAUUGAAUGUCUGAAUUUUUAAACAGGUAUAGGGACAGUGCUUAUAUAGUAUUAAAAUGUUACAAAAUAUUUAUGGACAUCUUAAUAAUAGUUGUACAGUCUGUUGUGUUAAUGUGUUAUUUUAUUUGGAUAUUUGGCUUGUAUGUUUUUUUAUUUCCCUUUUUUCUCUUU